This is a messenger RNA of Ziziphus jujuba (common jujube), 2218 nucleotides long. RefSeq names its product probable nucleoredoxin 1. Lineage: Eukaryota; Viridiplantae; Streptophyta; Magnoliopsida; Rosales; Rhamnaceae. The record is from RefSeq and is a predicted model, not a curated record. The transcript has 4 exons. Bases 218 to 1879 code for a protein of 553 amino acids. Gene Ontology annotation, molecular function: thioredoxin-disulfide reductase (NADPH) activity.
AACUGCUCUUGAGCAAUCAAGCCACGUUUUUCCCCUUCUUUCCGACCAGGAAAAAAAAGUGUAAAGCUUCUUUUUCUUCUUCCCUAAGAAAAUGCAAGAGAUGCUAUAUGGAGGACCCGAAGUCUUCGUCCAUUGGCUUUCACAAGCUCUUUACCAUUGAAAAGCUCUGGAAACGGAGAGAAAAAGAAUUGGGGUUGCUGAAGAUUACAUUGCUCAGAUGACCGAGACUACUACCCCCGACUAUCUAUCUGUCCUCUCUUCUACAGAGAGAGACUUUCUCGUUCGCAACAACGGCGAUCAGGUUAAGAUAGACAGCUUGAAGGGGAAGAAGUUUGGCUUGUAUUUUUCAGCAUCAUGGUGUCGACCAUGUCGUCGUUUCACCCCAAACUUAGUUGAGGUGUACAAUGAAGCUGCCUCAAAAGGUGAUUUUGAGGUUGUCUUUGUUUCAGCUGAUAAAGAUGAGGAGUCAUUUAAUGGGUAUUUCUCCAAAAUGCCAUGGCUUGCAGUCCCAUUUUCUGAUUCAGAGACACGUUAUCAGUUAGAUGUAUUGUUCAAGGUCAGUGAAAUACCAUACCUUGUGAUCAUUGGUGAAAAUGGAAAAAUCUUGGGUGACCAUGGAGUCGGAACUAUUCAGAAGUAUGGAGUUGAAGGAUAUCCUUUUACGGCAGAAAGAAGAAGAGAACUAGAUGAAGCGGCAAAAGAGGAACAGUCCCUGAGAUCAAUCUUGGUCUCACCUUUCCGUGACUUCGUAAUCUCACCUGAUGGAAAUAAGGUGCCUGUCUAUGAACUUGAAGGGAAAACAGUUGGUCUGUAUUUCUCAGCUUCUUCAUACCAGUCAUGCGUUGAAUUUACGCCAAAACUAGUGGAGGUUUAUGAGAAACUCAAAGCUAAGGGAGAAAGCUUUGAGAUUGUAUUGAUUCCACUUGACAAUUUUGAAGAAUCAUUUGAGCAAGAUUUUAAAAAUAUGCCUUGGUUUUCAUUUCCAUUCGAGGACAAUAGCUGGGGAAAUGUUUUCCGUUAUUCUGAGUCGUCAGACCUUCCCACUUUGGUUGUUAUUGGCCCAGAUGGCAAAAUUCUCCAUGCCAAUGUUGCUAAAGCCAUUGAAGAGCAUGGAGUUCUGGCAUAUCCAUUCACCCCAGAGAAGUUCAAAGAGCUCCUUGAGAUUGAGAAGGCAAAAGAGGAAGCUCAAACCCUUGAGUCAUUAUUGGUUCUUGGAGAUCUGAAUUUUGUCAUUGGAAAAGAUGGGGCCAAGGUACCGGUAUCUGAACUUGUUGGAAAGAACAUUCUACUUCACCUCUCAGCUCAUUGGUGUCACUUCUGUCGUGGAAUCCUGCCUAAGCUUAUUAAAACAUACCACGACAUAAAGGCAAAAGACAAUUCAUUUGAAGUGAUCUUCAUCUCAAGUGAUCAUAAUCAGGCUUCCUUCGAUGAAUUCUUUUCAAGCAUGCCUUGGUUAGCUCUUCCUUUCAGUGACGAGAGAAAGAAAAACCUUGAAAAAAAAUUUAAAAGCCAAGCCAUUCCUGCAGCCAUAGCCAUCAGCCCCUCUGGCCGGACAGUGAGCAAGAAAUUACGACAGUACAUAGCCUACUUUGGGCCUGAUGCCUAUCCAUUCACAGAAGAGAAGUUUAAGCAUUUGGAUGAACAGUUGGAUGAAAUGGCAAAGCAGUGGCCAGACAAAGUCAAGCAUAAGUUGCAUGCUGAACAUGAGCUUCUGCUCACUCGCUGUGAUUCAUACGAAUGUGAUGGGUGUGAGGAGACGGGAUAUGCUUGGUCCUACUUGUGUCAGAAUUGUAACUUUGAUCUCCAUCCGAAUUGUGCCUUGAAGAACGAUGAAGAAACAGACAGUGAUCCAACAGACAAGCGUGAAUUCGUAUCAUGAUGAUGUGUGCCGUAGAGUUUAAGAAAGUUGUGAAUUAUACAAUAUAUCUAUGUGGCUUUAUGAGCAUCGUUUUCUAGUUAUAUCUCAAGUGCUUGUAAUUAUGUUUUGUAUGUGAGCGGAUGGUGGUAAGCACAAUGUACUGGAGUUGCUGUGAUAUAAAAUAUUGUGCCACUGCCAUGCAGUUGAGGUUGAAAUGAGAAGAAAAUGGACUUCUUGUAUCUUGUAUAAUUUUAUACUUUUGUAGCUAUUAGCUCUUAAUAUCUUACACUUAAAACAAGCCAAUAUAAACCAUAUAAUAAAAAUAAAAAUUCACCGAAGAGAAAUUGGUUUAGUAUGCAA